AUUAAUUAGAUUGACUAAUUAAUUAGAAAGCCCUGCUUACACUAAAUAACAACAAAUUAUGUAUGACUAAAAUGAGAUUUUACAUAACACAAACAAAAUGUGCAUUUAAAAUAUACAUGUUAUUUCUUUCAACUUUAACGCUAAGAACUACACGAAACACUAUUUUGCAUAUGUACAUAUAUACGUAUUAUGGUGCAUCGAAAGAUGGUGUGACUACUUCACAGUACUGUAAUCAAAACCUGCUAAUUAUUCCAAUUCACACUUUAUGCAACGAAAGUUGGUCUGCUCUAUCCAGAUUUAUAUUGUCCACAAAUUCAUGGAUAUAAGUAUGCAGAGCUUUAGUGAAUAAAAUAUAAUCGUUCUGAAAAUUACAUCUAAAAAUGUCUCUUAUUUGGGGACCCAUUGUUUCCAGGAAUGUUUUCCCACGAAUCAUUCCUGCGUCUUCGGCAAAAAAUUUCAGCUCCACAACAAACCUGAGCACGAAAAUAGCUGUGCUGGGGGCGUGUGGAGGGAUUGGUCAACCUCUGUCCCUGCUUCUCAAGAUGAACCCCCGUGUCCACGAGUUGGCCAUGUACGACAUCCAGUACCCGCAAGGUGUGGCCUCCGACCUCUCCCAUGUCCCCUCGCCCUGUGCUGUGCAAGGCUUCGGAGCAGGCCAAAUCAUGGAAGCCUUGAAGGACGCAAAAAUUGUCGUGUGUGCUGCCGGCUCUCCCAGAAAGGCCGGUGUGACGCGAGAAGAACAAUUCCGAAUUAACUCAAAAGUGGUUAAAGAAUUGGCUAAAUCCUGCUCAAUAAUGAACCCACAUGCGAUUUAUUGCAUCGUAACAAACCCUAUCAACAGUACUGUCCCCUUGUUUUGUGAGAUAUUUAAAAGAGCUGGUGUUCUAAAUGAAGGCAAAAUUCUUGGCAUAAGUAACCUGGGAAUGAUGCGUGCCAGCUCGUACAUUGCAAAGGAAAAGGGUUGGAAACCAUCCUCAGUUUCUUGUCCCGUAAUUGGGGGUCAUUCUGGGAUUACAAUUGUUCCUAUAAUCUCGCAGUGCAAACCAGAUCCACAACUUAGUCCGGAGCAAGUGAAACUAGUAACUCAUGAAAUCAGGGAAGCUGGUGCUGAAAUCGUGGCAGCAAAGAAAGGGGCCGGAACCGUGGCAUUAUCCAUUGCUUGGUCUGCCCACAAGUUUAUAGAUUCAUUGCUCCGAGCGGUUGAUGGCGAAAAGGGGAUUGUGGAGACGGCGUAUGUCAAAGGUUCCGUUGCCGAAGUGAAUUAUUUUAGCAAUCCAGUUGAACUUGGGCCGGAAGGGGUUGUUAAAAAUUUGGGGCUUCCACAACUGAAUGACUACGAAAAGUCCCUGUUGAAUGAUUGCAUACCUGCGCUGACACAACAUAUUAGAGCUGGUGAGGGGGCAGCGACCGAUUCAAGACCAAAUCUGGUUCCGAAUGCAAUGGUACUUUAAAAACUCAGGGAAUGUAGUAGUUCAAAACUUAGAAACAUUCAAACUUUGGAACAUUCAAAAACAUAUUCAAGGAUUAGGGGGCGGUUGUACAAAAACGACAAUUUUGUAGUUGUGGUACUUGAUUAUUCUCUAAAAUCGCUAAUAAAUCGCAUAUAUACACAGUUA
This is a messenger RNA of Folsomia candida, 1616 nucleotides long. Its product is annotated as malate dehydrogenase, mitochondrial. Lineage: Eukaryota; Metazoa; Arthropoda; Collembola; Entomobryomorpha; Isotomidae. The record is from RefSeq and is a predicted model, not a curated record. Gene Ontology annotation, cellular component: cytoplasm; mitochondrion. Gene Ontology annotation, biological process: carboxylic acid metabolic process; tricarboxylic acid cycle. Gene Ontology annotation, molecular function: L-malate dehydrogenase (NAD+) activity. The transcript is spliced from 7 exons. Bases 381 to 1451 code for a protein of 356 amino acids.